AUGGACCUUGGGCUGCAAGAUGGAGUUCGUUGGGAUGAGCAAAGGUUUGCAUUAGCGGCUCGUUCUGUGUUGAUAGUCGUAAAAGCCCCCUCCCACAUGCCACCAAAUCUCACGCCCGCGGGGCCAGACAAUGACCGUGGACCACCCUCGGCCACAUCACUUCGACACCAGGACGAUGUCAUAACGCCGGUCCGCGAGUCGCACGGUCUCAUCAGCGAUAAGGCAGGGAGGAGGUCUACUGAAAAAGCAGAAGGCCCUGAUGAAGUUUCGGUCCACGAUACGGGCUCAGAAAGGCGCCGAAGUGGACGACACAGCAGUGACAAUGACACCAGCAACAGGAACAACCACAGAUGGCGUGGCUACAUGAAGAGAGACGGCAAGUUGAGGCCAUUCAGGCUGCUGAAGGAGGACUUUGGCAACUUCAGAUUGAGGUACCUCUCUGACUGGACCGUGUUCAAUCAGCUUGUCCUGGCGAGCGCGGUGUACGUCUUUUUCACCAAUAUCUUGCCCGGCAUCACGUUCGCCAGCGACUUGUAUGUUUUGACUGGGGAGUCGUGGGGCACGAUUGAGGUGGUGUUUAGUACUGGGCUUUGCGGCAUCAUCUUUGCCUUAAUACAAUGUGACCAGCAAACUAAUUACGGACAGAUCCCCUUCCUACCCUUCAUGGCCUGGUCCCUGAUUCACUCGGGCUGGAUGCACUUCCUCUUGGCCAUCUUCAACGCCCAUGACUACACCAUGCAAUACGUCACCGACUUCAGCGCCGACAUCUUCUCCCUCCUCAACAGCGUAAUCUACUUCCACAAGGCCAUCAGGGAGCUCCAGCGCACCAAAGCAGCCGUCUCCCUCGCCGCCUUCCUCUACUCCAUCAUCGGCGCCGCGGGCACCUGUCUCCUCGCCAUCGCCCUCUCGACGGCCGUGUCGUGGAAGCCGCUGUUCCAUCGGUACAUCCGCAUGGGCCUGACCGAGUAUGCCGCCGCCAUCUCCAUCGUCUUCUUCAUCGGCAUGCCGUACGUCGGCGACCUGGCGACCCUCGACCACAACAGGCUCGAGGUCUCAAAGUCGUUCCGGCCGUCGUCGCCGAGCCGCGAGUACUUUUUCGUCGAGUUCUGGAAACUUCCCAUCGGCUGGAUAUUCAUCGCCAUCGUCCCCGGCAUCAUCAUAACCGUCCUCUUCUACUUUGACCACGAGAUCAGCAGCAUUAUCUGCACAGCCAAGAGGUACGGCACCCAGAAGCCCGGCGGGUACGCGUGGGACGUCAUGCUCCUGGCCAUCACGACAAUCAUGUGCGGCAUCCUCGGCAUCCCGCCCGCCAACGGCCUCCUUCCGCAGGCGCCGCUCCACUCCGAGUCGCUUAUGUACACCGUCUACGAGGACCCGCCGCCCGUCGACGAAGAAGCAGAAGAGGAAGGGCCCGGUGAGGGCCCCCCCGCGAAACCCGUCCAGCGCGUCCACGAGCAGCGAUACUCGGCCUUCCUCCAGGCGGCAGGUAUCCUGCUCUUCGUCUCGCCGCCCUUUCAGCACGUGCUGGGUUUCACGCCGACUUCGGUCCUAGCGGGCCUCUUCAUGUUCAUGGGUUUCCAGUCGCUGUCUGUGAACCCGAUCCUUACGAGGAUCUGGCACCUUCUGACGCCCAUUUCGGAGCUGCCUGCCUUGCCUCACGGCGCUAGUUGGAUAGGGAUUCAUUGCUACACGAUCGCGCAGAUCGUGCUCACGGGCAUCGUCUUUGGUGUCACGUUGACUGUUGCCGCACCCGGGUUUCCCAUCAUUAUCAUCAUUCUGGUGCCCGUGCGGUUGUUCUUUAUGAAUAAGGUUUGGAGCCGGCAGACGUUACGGUACGUUGAUGGAUGGGCGACGCGGGAGGGAAAGCCGGAGGACGACGAGAAUGAUCGGCGCCGGGAGGGUUUGGUUGCGCCGAAUGAGACAUCUAGACGGGUUCCUGAUGAGGAAAGGGGGCCCAAGACGACUGUCGGCACCAUGUCUCUGUCCGUGGCAGGAAAAUACGCAGUCGUCACCGGCGCAGGAUCAGGCAUAAACCUCGCCUUUGCAAGAUUACUCCUGGAAAAGGGCUGCUCCGUCAUAAUAGGCGACCUCGCCCUCCGCCACGAAGCACAAAAGCUCCUAGAGCAGUACCCUCACCCCCAACCCGGCAGUAACACCUCCAACAACAGAAACAACAGCGACCGCCCCUCAGCCCUCUUCCAAGAAACGAACGUCGCAUCUUGGCCCUCCCUAUCCCGUCUCUGGUCCAGCGCUCUCUCCUCCUUCCCCCGAAUCGACAUCGUUGUCCCCGGCGCGGGUCUCUUCGAACCAGCAUGGACCUCCUUCUGGCACCCUCCCAAGACAGGAACGAACCCGGACAGUGAAUCAAGAGACGCGGCGGACGCGGAGCCGGGAACGUACGCCGUUCUGGACGUGAAUCUGACGCAUCCGAUCCGGCUGAGCCAGCUUGCGAUCGGGUACUGGACGCAGGAGGGGAAAGGAGGGUGUUUGGUGCACGUGAGUAGUAUCGCGGGGCACGCGGCGGGGAUCGGGUCGCCGUUGUAUAUUGCGAGCAAGCAUGGUCUUCACGGCUUUGUGAGGUGUAUGGCGGGGAUGAGGGACCGGUUGGGAAUUCGGUGUAGUGCUGUUGCGCCUGGGGCCGUGAUGACUCCAAUGUGGUCGGAGGACCCGGGAAAGAAGCACAUGACGCAGGGCGAGGGCGUCGAGCUGUUCCUCGAGCCGGAGGAGGUUGCGAGGGGCAUGCUUGAGUUGUGCGAGAAUCCAGAGUACGGUAACGGGACGAUUCUGGAGGUUUCCAAGGGGGCUACGCGCGUGGUUCCUUUAUAUCGGGCUGAGCCGCCUAGUGGUGUUGGUGUUGUUUUGCCCAGGCUGGCUGAGAAUGCGGAAAAGGUGUGGAAGAAGCUUGAGGGUCCUGGGUUGCAGGUUUAG
Colletotrichum lupini is the source of this 2928-nucleotide messenger RNA. RefSeq lists its product as uncharacterized. The record is from RefSeq and is a predicted model, not a curated record. Gene Ontology annotation, biological process: monoatomic anion transport; monoatomic ion homeostasis; borate transport. Gene Ontology annotation, molecular function: borate efflux transmembrane transporter activity; solute:inorganic anion antiporter activity. NCBI's taxonomy places the organism in Eukaryota, Fungi, Ascomycota, Sordariomycetes, Glomerellales, Glomerellaceae. Bases 1 to 2928 code for a protein of 975 amino acids. Gene Ontology annotation, cellular component: fungal-type vacuole; plasma membrane. The transcript has 6 exons.